AUGAUAAGAAUAAUAAUGAAAAACCAAACUGUCACCUCUCACUUUAUCCUCUGGGGCCUGCCCAUCCCCCCAGAGCAUCAGCCACUGUUCUAUACCUUGUUCUUAGCCAUGUACCUCACCACUCUCAUGGGGAAUCUCAUCAUCAUCAUCCUCAUUCUACUGGACUCCCAUCUCCACACACCCAUGUACUUCUUUCUUAGUAAUUUGUCUUUUUCUGACUUCUGCUUUUCCUCUGUCACAAUGCCGAAGAUGCUGGAGAAUAUGCAGAGCCAGGUUCCAUCUAUCCCUUAUGUAGGUUGCCUUACACAAAUGUACUUUUUCAUAGUUUUUGGAAACAUGGAAAACUUCCUUCUUAUGAUCAUGGCCUAUGACCGUUAUGUGGCCAUCUGCUUCCCCCUUCAUUACACCAGCAUCAUGAGCCCCAAGCUCUGUGUGGGUCUGGUAGUGCUGUGCUGGGUGAUUACCAUGCUGCAUUCCAUGCUGCACACCCUACUUCUUGCUAGAUUGCCAUUCUGUGAGGACAAUGUGAUACCUCAUUUUUUCUGUGAAAUAUCUGCCCUGCUCAAGUUGGCCUGCUCUGACAUUUUUAUUAAUGAACUAAUGAUAUUUGUCUUGGUAGGACCCAUUGUUGUUAUACCAUUCUUACUCAUCAUUGUGUCCUAUGUAAAAAUUGUCUGUGCCAUCCUGAAGGUUUCAUCUGCUCGGGUUAUCCACAAGGUCUUCUCCACCUGUGGCUCCCACCUGUCUGUGGUCUCACUGUUCUAUGGGACAAUUAUAGGUCUCUACCUAUGUCCAUCAGCCAAUUAUUCUACUGUCAAUGAGACUGUCAUGGCAUUGAUGUACACAGUGGUGACUCCAAUGCUUAACCCGUUCAUCUACAGCCUGAGGAACAGCGAUAUUAAAGAGGCACUGAUAAGCAUCCUUUGCAAGAAGAAAAUCUCUUUAUAA
Molecule: messenger RNA, 948 nt
Organism: Chionomys nivalis (European snow vole)
Lineage: Eukaryota; Metazoa; Chordata; Mammalia; Rodentia; Cricetidae
Product: olfactory receptor 1468-like
Exons: 1
Coding region: 1-948 (315 amino acids)
Biological process (GO): G protein-coupled receptor signaling pathway
Cellular component (GO): membrane
Molecular function (GO): olfactory receptor activity; G protein-coupled receptor activity
Source: RefSeq, a predicted model, not a curated record